CCAACGGACCUCAUCUUCACUUUUACUUUGACAAUCCACCACUGGGUGAACCGGUGACGGUAGCUGCGAGGCGCUAGCUUGACACCCAAAGGUUGGGGCCAAGUCAAAACAAUGCAUCUUAAAUGGCGUCUACAAAUUAACGGAAAUCUCGAACGCCCCAUGCUCGAUUGUCGAUUCUCAGCCGCUAUUGCCUUAUGAUUCGCGACUCGACCCUCCGCCGACGCUUCGUUUGCAUUUCCCCGACCUCGCGCGGAUGUUUUUGUCGGCUGCAGAUGGAGGCGGCUAGCGGCCGCCUGCUAUUAACGUAGCCUGCCGCGGGGCAUCAGAGAGCAGAAAGACGGGAAGACAGAACGAAAAACAAACGCACAGACCUCCAGACGAGCACCGGUCCCUCUUCUACGUCGGCACCGGCUGCGGUCCCCAUGGCGGACUAGAACUCGUGCUCCGUCCCGUCAUGGCUCCGUGCUCCGUGGCGGCGGCCUGCCGCAGCCUGGCCCUCUCGACGUGGCUGCUGUCCUUCUGCUUUGUCCACCUGCUGUGCCUCGACUUCACCGUGGCCGAGCGGGAGGAGUGGUACACGGCCUUCGUCAACAUCACCUAUGUGGAGCCUGCCACCAAGGCGCUGCGAACCGACAAGACAGAAUGCGGCCGCUACGGGGAGCACUCGCCCAAGCGGGACGCCAAGGGGGUGGUAGUCCUGCCCGCCGCCCUGCACGACCGCCAGGCCUGCGACCCCGCCACCCCGUUCGUGACACCGGCCCACGCCGGGGCCUGGGUGGCUCUGAUUGCCCGCGGCAACUGCACGUACAAGGACAAGAUCCGGCAUGCCGCCGAGCGGAACGCCUCGGCCGUGGUCAUAUUUAACGUGGGCUCGGCCAACGCCAACGACACCAUCACCAUGCCUCAUGCAGGCACAGGCGAUGUCGUGGCCAUCAUGAUCCCAGAGCCCAAAGGUCGCGAGGUGGUGUCGCUACUGGAACGUAACGUGACAGUCACCAUGACCAUCACCAUCGGGACCAGAAACCUGCAGAAGUACGUGAGCAGGACCUCGGUGGUCUUUGUGUCCAUCUCCUUCAUCGUGCUGAUGAUCAUCUCGCUGGCCUGGCUCGUCUUCUACUACAUCCAGAGGUUCCGAUAUGCCAACGCGCGAGACCGCAAUCAGCGCCGCCUCGGUGACGCAGCCAAGAAGGCCAUCAGCAAGCUGCAGGUGCGCACCAUCAGAAAGGGCGACCAGGAGACAGAGGGCGACUUUGACAACUGCGCCGUGUGCAUCGAAGGCUAUAAGGCCAACGACGUGGUCCGCAUCCUACCAUGCAGACAUUUGUUCCACAAGAGCUGCGUGGACCCGUGGCUACUGGACCAUCGCACGUGUCCCAUGUGCAAGAUGAACAUCCUGAAGGCGCUGGGCAUCGCUUUGAAUGCCGACUGCCUGGAUGAUCUACCGCUGGACUACGACCUGGCUCUGGGUGGUGGUGCGGGACCGUUAGCGCUGGAGGCCGUGGUUUCCGGGGCGGCCGGUGACGGCACACUAAGCGAGGGAGGCUCCUCUGUGGUUCUGGAUCCGGGGGUGCGACGCAUGGGACUCCCGCAGGACUACCAGGACCCACCCGACACCCUGAGGGACAGUCCUGUGACGGCCACCACCGACACGCAUACUGGUGAGCUCCAGCCGAUGGCGAGCAGCGUCUCAGUGGCGUCGCUGGUUAUCGCCGUGGAAACGGGUCUGUCGGAUGAAGAGGGAUCCUAUCAAGCGUCUCAAAUGGAGGACAAGUCCUGAGAGGAACCUUGAAAAAUGUAAAGAAAUGGUACAUUUAAACAAAAAAAAAAAUCAAAAUGGGAGACAUGGAAGAGGACCUUUGAGUUUGACCCGGUCCCAACCGUCACCUCAACCGCAGCAGGUUUCCCCAAAGACCCGGUCGACUUAGGUUGGGGUUGUUCUCCUCUGCCGGGAUGGAAACUGUUACACGUCAUCUCAUUCCCCAAUCGUACCCGGCGUCCCAAAUCUCUACUCCUUCGCUUCUGCGGAUUCACACUGAACUUCCUGAAUCCAGAGAGACCCAAAACGGUUAACGAGGAAACAACUGAAACCAAAUGUCACUCCAGUCACGAGUCGAGUCAGACUUAAGGUUGACGUGACUUGACAAGUCUGUUGACAUGUAAGAAUUCAAGGAUUACGUCAAGUUUUAGGAGUUUAAUGGAAAAGAAAGUUACUUUUUUUUUUUUUAUCGUGGCUAAUGUGCAAAUCUAUGUUGUGACUGAGCAAGUUUGUCUGACUUGACGAACCAGAGUCAUGACUUGGUUGAAAUUUAGCGGCCAUUUGACAUUACCUGCUUGUUUUUUUUUGGGGGGGGGGGGUGGACUUGCACAUGUGACUUCCUCCCACCUCUGGUUAUCUGCUUCGUCUACCUUCUCCGGAAUGUUCCAGGACUUGGUCCGCUCACCUCUUGUCCUACUCCAGAAUCCCGCCACGAGGCCAAUGGACGAACAAUUGUGCCGACUUGGUCCCGGCAGCGUUCUAACUGGCAGGGCUCUGUGUUUGUAUUUGCCCGCGUGUCCAAUUGUAGGGCUCAUCCUCCGUCCCCCGAAAAGAUGGCAAGAGAUGUCGGUACAGCAAGCAGAGAUUUCCGAACACAUUUCGACAUUGGUCCCGUUUGCCGACAAUCAUUGUUUGGGUCUCGUAACAUUUUUCUCUUCCGCUCUUCCCGCCGGCGCCACGGAGAGACGACGCUUCACUACGAGAGCGCGAAAUCGUCAUGUAUUUUGCUACCAGAGGAGAUGUUUAUUUUUGUAAUGCCUAGAAGACUGAGUGGACUCUCCCUCUCCUGCUGCCGGCGUCUUCUACAUGGUCAAGCAGCGCCAAGCAACGGGACGUCCUAAAGGUCACAAUUGUUUCCAUGUUGAGUAAUGAACUUGCACAGCUUGAAUCCAAAACAAAACGGGUGUCACAAACUCCUUUUAGACGCGGGUCACGUUGUAGCUACGGUUUCAACGGAAGGUAUGGAAAAUAGUGCCAAGCAAAUAUUGAAGCAUGCUGUCCAAUUUGCUUUCAAAGAAGGGUUUGGAGAAAUCAAAUGUGUGAAGUGUCAAUUUCAGUCCAGGUUUUCUUGCCAAAUUGAAAAGAACAAAUUCAUCAGGAAAAUUAAGCAGACAGGUCGCGUUUGCUUGAGUGGGCCGCGUCAAAUUGAGUUUGGCACCAUCGGUUUUGUCAAGUGGAAACAUGAUGCCAUUCUUUGGAUAUGAAUAGCAUUUCAAGGUCCAACUGCAAUGACAUUUUACACUCAUCUUAGUGUUGAUAGGUCAUUAAGAAACUUGCUAGGAUGAUUUUGUUGGGGGCUGGGAGAUACAAACUUUUUUUUCUUUGGUCGUCAAACCUUAACUUACUAUCUAUCCAUUUGUUUGAUCACUUGAACACGGUGCAGAGCUUUGUUAGCUGUAAUAUGUGAUGAUGAUGAUGACGUAUUGUCAUGGCUGCUUUUUCUUUUGUGAAUGCUGUUCGAAUUAAACUUCUCUCUGUUGUGUUGUAAA
Messenger RNA from Hippocampus comes (tiger tail seahorse), 3525 nucleotides. Its product is annotated as RING finger protein 150-like. The coding region runs from base 455 to 1777 and encodes 440 amino acids. The record is from RefSeq and is a predicted model, not a curated record. The transcript is spliced from 6 exons. NCBI's taxonomy places the organism in Eukaryota, Metazoa, Chordata, Actinopteri, Syngnathiformes, Syngnathidae.